Messenger RNA from Lepus europaeus (European hare), 1267 nucleotides. It is a transcript of the gene SLC30A3, whose product is annotated as solute carrier family 30 member 3. The record is from RefSeq and is a predicted model, not a curated record. Gene Ontology annotation, molecular function: zinc ion transmembrane transporter activity. Bases 112 to 1131 code for a protein of 339 amino acids. The transcript has 8 exons. NCBI's taxonomy places the organism in Eukaryota, Metazoa, Chordata, Mammalia, Lagomorpha, Leporidae. Gene Ontology annotation, biological process: zinc ion transmembrane transport; response to zinc ion. Gene Ontology annotation, cellular component: plasma membrane.
UCCACAGUGGCGGCAGGUGCUAGAGGCAGGAAGAAGCUUCCACUCACUCCGACUUUGCUUUUCUUCACAGAACCCUCAGAGCCCCUCCCCGAGGAGCCGAAAGCUGUGGAGAUGGCCUUCCACCACUGCCACAGGGACCCCGGGCCGCCGCCGGGCCUCACCUCGGAGAGGCUGCAGGCGCGGAGGCAGCUGUACGCCGCCUGCGCCGUGUGCUUCGUCUUCAUGGCCGGGGAGGUGGUAGGUGGGUAUUUGGCGCACAGCCUGGCCAUUAUGACUGACGCCGCCCACCUGCUGGCGGACGUGGGAAGCAUGAUGGGCAGCCUCUUCUCCCUCUGGCUCUCUACCCGCCCAGCCACCCGCACCAUGACCUUCGGCUGGCACCGCUCAGAGACUCUGGGGGCUCUGGCCUCUGUGGUCUCCCUCUGGAUGGUCACUGGCAUCCUCCUGUACCUGGCCUUCCUUCGCCUGCUGCACAGCGACUACCACAUCGAGGGUGGCGCCAUGCUGCUGACCGCCAGCAUCGCAGUCUGUGCCAACCUGCUAAUGGCCUUUGUGCUGCACCAGGCUGGCCCCCCCCACAGCCAUGGGUCCCGGGGGCCAGAGUACGCGCCGCUGGAGGAGGAGUCUGCACAGCCCCUUCCCCUGGGGAACACCAGUGUCCGGGCAGCCUUUGUGCACGUGCUGGGGGACCUCCUGCAGAGCCUUGGGGUACUAGCUGCCUCCAUCCUCAUCUACUUCAAGCCUCAGUACAAGGCGGCUGACCCCAUCAGCACCUUCCUCUUCUCCAUCUGCGCCCUCGGCUCCACGGCACCCACCCUCCGAGAUGUUCUCCGCAUCCUCAUGGAAGGCACCCCCCGCAGCAUUGGGUUUGAACCUGUGCGGGAUACCCUGCUAUCCGUGCCAGGAGUCCGGGCCACCCACGAACUGCACCUGUGGGCCCUGACGCUCACUUACCACGUUGCCUCUGCACACCUGGCCAUCGACUCCGGGGCUGACCCUGAAGCCGUCCUGGCUGAAGCCUCAUCCCGGCUCCACUCCCGGUUUGGAUUCUCCAGCUGCACCCUGCAGGUGGAGCAGUACCGGCCUGAGAUGGCCCAGUGUCUGCGGUGCCGGGAGCCCCCCCAAGCCUGAGCCGCGGUCCCGCCCUCACCCCACUGCCAGGCCCAGGACUCAGCCCCGGACUUGCAGCACCCAUCUCCCUGAUCACGGAGAAGGGGCUGAGCUGGGCCCAUACCCCUUCCUCUCUCCCUCCUUCCACCUGCCAAAC